Anolis sagrei ordinatus is the source of this 2041-nucleotide messenger RNA. It is a transcript of the gene FKBP8, whose product is annotated as FKBP prolyl isomerase 8. The record is from RefSeq and is a predicted model, not a curated record. Gene Ontology annotation, molecular function: protein binding; peptidyl-prolyl cis-trans isomerase activity; protein folding chaperone. Gene Ontology annotation, biological process: negative regulation of apoptotic process; protein folding. Gene Ontology annotation, cellular component: mitochondrial envelope; membrane; cytosol. NCBI's taxonomy places the organism in Eukaryota, Metazoa, Chordata, Lepidosauria, Squamata, Anolidae.
UCGGCCAUCAGCUGAUGGAAAGGGAGGCGGGACCAAGGAAGUGAGCAAUUCCUGGGUCCAGCUUGUCCGGUGCCAUGGCUUCCGAAGGGGACGGUGCGGAGGACAUCUCUCCCGACUGGGCUGGGACCAGCAUCGUGGACCUGACUUCCCCGGAGCUGGAAAAGGCCAAUCCUUCCCUGAUGGACAGCGGGGAGGACUUUGAGGUCCUGGACAACGACGAGGAUGAGGACAUGAGCGGCCUCCCACCUCUGGAGGAUGUCCCCACCAAGAUGAGCAAGGAAGGAACUGCACCCAAUGCCCCUGCGGAGGAGGAUGGUGGCCCUGAGGAGGCCCCAGAAUGGCUCGACGUAUUAGGAAGCGGCUUGUUAAAGAAGAAGGUUCUUGUUGCGGGCCGUGGCCGGGAAAGCAAGCCGGUCAAAGGCCAGGAGGUGACUGUGCGGCUCAAGGCCUCCUUGGAGGAUGGGACGGAGGUGGAAGAAGAACCCCAGCUCACCUUCACGCUGGGAGACUGUGAUGUCAUGCAGGCCCUCGAUCUGUGCGUGCAACUGAUGGAGAUGGGAGAGACGGCUCUUAUUCUUUCAGACGCCAAAUACUGCUAUGGCCCUCAGGGGAGGAGCCCCAUUGUGCCCCCUGAUGCAAACCUGGCCCUCGAAGUGGAGCUUCUGGAAGCCCGGGACGCCCCUGAUUUGGAGCUCCUGAGUGGGAUGGAGAAGGCAGAGAGGGCCAACCAGAAGCGGGAACGGGGCAACGUCCACUACCAGCGGGCUGACUACGUCUUGGCCAUCAACUCCUAUGACAUCGCCCUUAAAAUCGUGGGCUCCAGUUCAAAAGUGGAUUUCAGCCCAGAGGAAGAGUCGGCGCUGAUGGAGGUGAAGGUGAAAUGCCUGAACAAUUUAGCCGCAUCUCAGCUGAAACUGGAUCACUACGAGGCAGCCUUGCGGUCCUGCAACCAGGUCCUGGAGCAGCAGCCAGACAACAUCAAGGCCCUUUUCCGGAAGGGAAAGGUGCUGGCUCAGCAAGGCGAAUACAGCGAAGCCAUCCCCAUCUUGAAAGCGGCGCUGAAGCUAGAGCCUUCUAACAAGACCAUCCACACGGAGCUCUCAAAGCUGGCCAAGAAGCACGCCGACCAAAAGAGUGUGGAGACGGAGAUGUACCGCAAGAUGCUGGGCAACACGGGGCCCGGCAAUCUCCCUGCAAAAUGCAAAGACAAGUCGCCAUGGUCGAUCCCGUGGAAGUGGCUCUUCGGAGCCACCGCUGUGGCCCUGGGUGGAGUAGCCCUAUCUGUCGUCAUCGCCGCCAGGAACUAGGAGACAGGGUGUCCCUCCUUCCUCUUGCUCCCCCGCCGCCUCACUUCCCACCCCUUCUGCUUGGUUUGGGACAACCGGUACACAACUUUGGACUGCAGGGCGGGAUUUAGGGGUGGGAGCAUAAGGGGCGGGUCUUAGCUUUUACCGACCUUUGGCUCCACCCACCUGCCCAUCCUAUGUUGAAAUGGGACCCAUGUGCCGGAAAGGAGGACUUCUCGCUGCCCGCAGACCCAGAAAUGUGGCAUCCUCUGGACGUUUCACACCUAUUUCUCUUACUUUUCCGCUUUCCCUCCUUACAACUGUAUGGGAUUUUUCUAUCUAAUGGAAAGGCCAGGAAGAAACAAUGAUAUGGGAGCCAAAGCAUGGAAUCUAAUACCGAAAUAUAGUCCCGCUUUGGCACCAAGUCUCGACCGUAGAGACUCUAAACCCCAUAGAAGUUAACCUGGGAAUUGGGGGAUCUUCCACCAAGGAAGUGGCAUUUCCUUUUCUGUCUUUACUUUCAAGACUUUUCUUAAAAAAAACCCGAAAUAAGGGGUCGAAGACUUGAAGCACUGCUUUGAACCCUUUCCUUUCCCCUUCAUUGCCCACCCCAGCCCAUAUGGAGCCUUCCCCCAGCUCCGUAGGUCUUGGUUCUUUUAUUUGCUCCCAUUCAAAAGAUUAUAUUUUGCGACAAACAUUGGCAACUCCUUUCCCCGUGUUCAAACAAACUAUUGGAAUAAAGCAACGUCCUCCUA